Messenger RNA from Strongylocentrotus purpuratus (purple sea urchin), 5789 nucleotides. RefSeq lists its product as uncharacterized. Gene Ontology annotation, cellular component: cell surface; extracellular region; plasma membrane. The record is from RefSeq and is a predicted model, not a curated record. Gene Ontology annotation, molecular function: signaling receptor binding. NCBI's taxonomy places the organism in Eukaryota, Metazoa, Echinodermata, Echinoidea, Camarodonta, Strongylocentrotidae. Gene Ontology annotation, biological process: anatomical structure development. The transcript is spliced from 11 exons. Bases 106 to 2058 code for a protein of 650 amino acids.
CUCUUCGAAGCGUAAUCUCUUUGUAAGGACUAUAAUGUAAACAUAGCAAGACGCUGUCGCUGGUAGGGUUGUUUUUCUUUGCACGGCAUUCUAAAAGGUUCAAAGAUGAAAUUUUCAAGCCAAUUUUACCACAGUUGGAUUCUCCUCGUUCACUGCCUGUGGAGAAACGUUUCAGGGCUUGCCUGCAAUAGAAUGAUUGAAGGGUCAUUUGACAUAGAGGGACAAAUAUCUGCACCCAACUUCCCUUCAAGCUACCCUCGUGAGAACUCUUUCUACACCUGCACCUACACUCUGAGGAACAGGAACCUCACUAACCUCAGACUGGUCUUCAAUGACUUUCAUCUUGAUGAUGAUAUAGCAGGAGGGUUUAAGAAUGGAACCAGAGAUUACUUACAGAUUGACCUUGGCAACAGUCAGACACCUCGGGUGUAUUUGGGCAUCAAUCGUCCAAACAUUAUAAUCAGCUCUUCAGAUGAAACGAUCAUCACCCUUGGCAUUCAGGCGAAUCAACCAAAUACUUACUCUGGUUUGAGGACAUUCAGUGCACAGUAUACCUUUAUCACCGACUCUGAGAAGAAUAAUGAGCAAUCAAUAUAUACAGAUUCUCGUACAGUAAUGCCGACAGUGUCAAUGGAUCAGGGAAAUGUUGCAUACACAGUGCUUGCUCCAAGGGGAUAUAUGUCUGGUUUAUAUUCUGGUCUGGAGAUUGAUAUCAUCUGGUAUAUAGAAGCUGAAUCUCAUAUGAAGGUGCUCUUUCAUAUUAAAGAUUACUCCAAGACCAAUGUGGAUGACACCAGCUCCUUAGAGAUCCGUGAUGGUUUGACCUCUGAAGCCCCUCCCCUCUAUGUAGCUAGGAUGGCUCCUAAUAACUACCAGGUCAUGUCAUCACAAGAAUAUCUUUAUGUGAGGUGGGAAGGUAGCACAGCUGUAGAGGCUUCGUUUGAAGCUUACUUCACUUUCUACAUAGAAGCAGGUGGUGGCAUGCAGUGCCCCGGGGAUUACUAUGCCUGUUCCAAUGAUCAUUGUAUCUCAAAGCAGUUAACAUGUAACAUGAGAGAUAACUGUGGUGAUAACUCUGAUGAAGAUUCUACAUCAGUCUGUCUAGCCCCACCGUUGCCCCUUGCUUGUCAGCCGUCCCCUUGCCUUCACAGGGGCACGUGCUUAGAAUUUGGGUCUGGCUUCAUAUGCCUUUGCUCACCAAAGUUUGAAGGUGAUCUAUGCGAACUUCGCAAGAGUCGCACUACCUCUACCCCAUCCUGUUCUCCAAUGUGUAUUAACGGUGGUAUAUGUACCAAUGGUGCCUGUGUGUGCCCUGAAGAACUAUAUGGAGAGCUCUGUCAAUUCCGUAAUGGAUCAAGUGCAGACUUUACAGACUUACAGCAUACGUCCAUCAUGAUUGGAGCAUUUGUUGGUGCUGUAUGUCUUCUCUCUGUUUGCUGGCUCAUCGCCAUGGCAAGGAAACGAUACCAGGAUGAACCAGCUCCUGGUACAGGUCAUCAUCAUCGUAUUGUCAGUGUUCAUACGUUAGAGGAAGCAGGCUUGCGGCGGAACACAACAAUAACAGGCAACGAGGACAUUCCUCCAGAGUACAGUAUCGCCUGUCGUCGUGACAGUCGACGUGACAGUCGUCGAGACAGCCGUCGAGGUUCAUUUGCAAAGCGUUACCGACCCUCCAUCGAUUCAAUGGGGCCCUUAUCUCCACCACCUGCAUAUGAAAUAGUGACAGGUGAAAUGGGUUUGGGAGAUUAUGAUGGGCUAGCAUUCAGGAUACCAGAGGUAGAAGAGAGAAAUCUACCAGAUGUUGUCAACAGAGAACAGAUGUUAUCCUCAUCACCACCACCACCACCACUACCAUCACUACCACCUCAACAACAAUCAGUGUAUCAUGAAACAGAGAUACAUGAUGAACCACAAGUAUCACUACCACCACCAUCAUCAACACCACCACAAUCAUCAACACCACCACAAUCACCACCACCACCACCAUCAUCAUCACCACCAUCAUCACCACCACCAACAACACAAACAACACCAAUUCCUCAAGAUACACUUGUAUGACCAAAACACUGCCUCCAUUGGUAUUGAACUGUCAAACUUAUUACUGAUGAUUUUAGUCUUUGUGAUGUGCCCCACAUUUGUUUGUAUAGACAACAUUUUCCAGGGGAUUUAUAAGACAAUGGUCAUCAGCAUUUCAAUUGAACCUAAAUCCUUUUUUAUGUGCCUUUUUGUUUCAGGUAUUUUUAACUCACAUAUUUUGUAAUGUAAUGUAAUAUGUCAGAACAUGUGCCGAUUUUCAAGGAUACAAUCUCGUUUAGGUAAGGUGUAACAUUGGUUGUCUAAAGUAUGAUAAAGCCUUUGUCACUUUAAUAUAAACUAUUAGUAUUACAUUUUAUAUGAACACAGUAAAUGAGUGUCAAUAUAUUUCUGAUUUUUAGAGGAAAUGUUUUGCUCUGUGUCUCUUUCUAUAUUUUCUUUAAUCUAUAUCUCAGUAUGACAUUAAACUUAUGUAUUUGAUUGUUUAUUUCAAUUUCUUUGUCCUAGAAUAAAACAUUUGAAAAAAAAGAAAAAAAAUGAUAUGAAGUUCUGUUAAUUGCAUUGGAUGUAUGGCCAUAGUAUAAAGCAGUAUGAUAGUAAGAGCAUAAGCCCAAAUAUUAAGAUGUAUACAUGCCAUUAAACACUGUCAUUGUAUUGUGUCUUAUAUCUUUUAUAUCAUCUUUAUAUGUGAACUCUCUUAUACAACACUUAAUCAUUGCCUUGACUUAAGAAAUAGAUUACUGUCAAUGUAUUGUCUAUAAUCAUGCCAUACUCGUACUUAUUUUACUUGUAGGGGAUAUUCCUUCAACAAGGGAAGUUUUAAAAUGUACUGUAUUGUGCAUAAUUUUUUGGGGUGUAUUUUUAAAGGUAUCACAACAUUGUAAUUUUAUAAAUAUUUUCAAUAGAACACUUGAAGGGAAUAGCUUUGUGGUUUUAAUUUUUUUAAAGAUCAAGUGUGCUGUUGGCUAAUAUUAUUUAUUUCCUCUAUUGGUAAUCAAUCUAUUUGAUAUUUUGCAGAAGGCCUAUGGCUAUGUGUUAGCAAACUAAUUUAUAUCUAGGAUCAUGUGUGAAUGCUUAAAACUAGUUUCAUACAAAAUGCAGGAAGGUUAAUAAAUAAAAUUAUAUCACUUAUCUGCCAUUUUAUAAUUUUAAUCCAAAAGCUUACUGCCAUCACUCUUUAGAAAUUGCUAAAGCUUUACUAGGAACUUUUUUGAUCCAGCAAUUCAAAUAACAUUGUAAGGCUUGUGUCAUGAAUAUUCCUUUUGGUUCAAGUUAAAUGAAUGAAUAUAGCAACAGCCAUGUAGAUAAUGCCUGUAUCCUUGUUAACUAGAAAUGUUGUCAUCAUUACAUCAACCAGAGAAGUUCUUCUUUGCUUCAAUCUCCAUCUGUUGAAUUCUCACUUCUUCUUGUUAUUCUCAAUUCCUCUUUUGGAUCUUUUUUUCCAUCUCUUCUUUAUUUAACAUUCUAAAAUUUGCAUAAGGUGGACCUUUCAAGUAUAUUUAAAGUAAAUUUACAUUCCACUGCAUUAUUUGACUGUCUUACAUUUCAGCUGUCAAUAUUACCUUCAAUGCUUCCCUAAAUUCAUUUCAAUAUUUGUAAGCCCCUUUGUUAUUACUACUCCCAUUUAGGCCCUGAAAAUGGACAAAUACAUUUAUUACAUCAAUAUUAUUAUCACCAGUUUUAUAUCACAUUAAUUAGAGUACAUGUUUGAAAACUUAAUUUUGGCAGCAAUGAAGAGUGUGUAUAUUACACGUUGCUAUACCUUUCAAUGACUUCUUCAUUAUUUCAAGUGUAACAAAUAAUACAAAGUAAUGAUGAUAACGUUUAUAUAAAAUACACAUUAUGCAUACCUGAAGUAGUAGUUCAUAUUUUUUUCUUUUCUUUCAGUAAGAGUGAUUUUUGAAUUGUGAUACAUGCAGUUUGUAAGGGAUUGGUGCAUUGUUUUUUUACAUUCACAUGACGUGUAAUAUACUACUUUGUCUCACAUAACUGGACAAGCCUUCAUCACUAUUGGCAUGCAUACAUUUUGUACUACUACUCCUUUUUUCCCCAAAGUCUUGAAUAUAAUGUUCUAAUGUUUGUUUUAUAUGCCUAUUCUUGUUUGGAAUAAUCAUGUCACUGCUAGCACAUUCUUGUGUAUAUAUACUUUUAAUCGUAGUUAAUCUGUGAAAUUAAUUUUACCUAGAACUUUGGUUUAUAUCUAUACCCAAGAAUGUUGUUGCCAGUAGUUAAAUUUGAUAUUAAUCCAUGAAUUAUAAAUAUAAUUGUAUAUGUAUGCAGUACUGUAGGACAAUAGAAGAGAGUAUAUUUUGCUACAAAUUAUAAAAAUGAAUGAACAAACAAAGCAAGAAUGUAAUGUUUUCACUAAAUUCUAUCACUUUAUUAUAAUAUAAAUUGAAAUAGAUAUCUGUAUUUAAACCAAGCACGUAUUAUACAUAUAUUCAAAUUUGUGCUAAUGUUUAUAUAUUUACAUGAAAUAACUAUUAUAAUUUACAUGACUAUUGCCCCAAAUAUGAUGAGAAAACAAAAAAGUAGGGGUUGAGAAAGAAUAACUUUUCAAUAGGCCAGGAAUUUAAAUGGAGUUGACCAGGCCAUUUCUAUUUCCCUUUUGUGUUCUACAAGAAAGUGAACCAAUUGGAUUUUUGCACAAAAUUUGAAGAUGAUGUGUAGUGAUGCAUGAUACUGAAAACCUAAUCAAUUAUACAUUCCAGAUGAUAUGAACUUUAUUACCAUAAUUUUUACUCUAGUUUUUCUCCUCAGUAACUUUUUAAAAAAUUGUGUCACCUUUUUUAAUUGACAUUCUCUGUACCACCUAAUAUGAUUAUAUGAGUUAACACCUGUUUGGCCCCAAACACAUGAUGUGGUAUGACUGUGUAGAUAUUGUAUUUACAGUCACAUCAGUAAAAUAUGGCAGACUUUGCCCUUUGACUGUCUUAAAGCUACAAUAAUUGUCAUGCUCUUGGCCAAUCACUAUUCAGGAUUGUCAUGUGAUUGGACUCUGAUCGGACAAUUAUUCUCAAGAUCUCUGUUCCUGGGUGAUGCUAAGAAAUAAGGUUAGGUUUCGAUGGGAAUGUUUAUGCAGUUUGGACGGAUCCUUUUAUUUGUACAAAUGAUGUAGCGAUGUAUAGAUAUAUAUUGAUAACGCAACCAUGCUGCCAUUGUAUUGAUUGAUAUGGACAUAAGCAAAUGAUGCAACUGCACUGUAAGUACAAGACAGUAGAAAUCAUGAAAAGAGUUAAUGAUUGUAAUCAUUUUUUAGUGUGUGGUAUCAAUUAUUAUAGAACAGACACUUUAAAAAAAUUAGUUAGUCUUCAGGACAUUAUGGAUACGAUACAUUUGUAUCAAGGAAAUUCGCCCUGUUCUUGUAGAGAUCAUUAAUUAUGAUUGUGUGUUUUUUUUUUGGAAGAAUUGUCGCAGAGAUCCAUAUAACAAUGCCUUACACAGACUGGAAUAUUAGCCCACAAAAUGAAUUGCCAUGAAUGUUUAAAUUUAUUUUAUUAACCACUUCAUUGUUAGGAUCUUUGCUAAUGGUUCUGGUUUACUGGAAGGUCCUUGAACGUGUCUUGUAGAAGAGGAAAAACAAUUAAGCUUUAAAGAGGAAUAGAAGUGAGUCAGGAACUUGCACUAUGUGUACAUAUAAAGUUGAAUUAUCAUUAUGCAUUCAUUAUGUUAAUAGAUUUUUUAAAUUUUGUUCUUUAAUUGUAUGACUGUAUUAUGUUAUCAGAAUAAAAUGUUGACACUUUUUGUAAUGAAAA